Messenger RNA from Protomyces lactucae-debilis, 644 nucleotides. Its product is annotated as P-loop containing nucleoside triphosphate hydrolase protein. The record is from RefSeq and is a predicted model, not a curated record. Gene Ontology annotation, biological process: small GTPase-mediated signal transduction. Bases 47 to 631 code for a protein of 194 amino acids. The transcript has 5 exons. Gene Ontology annotation, molecular function: GTP binding; GTPase activity. NCBI's taxonomy places the organism in Eukaryota, Fungi, Ascomycota, Taphrinomycetes, Taphrinales, Protomycetaceae.
CACCUCCUCCCGCCCCUCCUCCUCCAGCCGCACCCUUCCUCCCCUUAUGCAGACCAUCAAGUGUGUCGUUGUUGGAGACGGAGCUGUGGGCAAGACGUGCCUGCUCAUCUCGUACACCACCAACAAAUUCCCCUCUGAAUAUGUGCCAACCGUCUUCGACAACUAUGCCGUCACAGUCAUGAUUGGCGAUGAGCCAUACACGCUCGGUCUUUUCGACACAGCAGGUCAGGAAGACUACGACAGGCUGCGACCGCUUUCCUACCCACAGACCGAUGUAUUUCUGGUCUGCUUCAGCGUCACAUCGCCCGCCUCGUUCGAAAACAUCAAGGAGAAGUGGAUCCCAGAGGUUGUCCAUCACUGCCCAGGUGUCGCUUGUCUCGUUGUGGGGACGCAGUGUGAUCUGCGCGACGAUCCAGCAGUGAUUGAGAAACUCUCAAGGCAGCGUCAGCGGCCCAUCAGCAUCGAGCAGGGGGAACGCUUGGCUAGAGAGCUAGGUGCAAUCAAGUAUGUCGAAUGCUCAGCCCUGACACAGAAGGGCCUGAAGAAUGUGUUUGACGAAGCGAUCGUUGCGGCACUCGAGCCUCCGGCGACAAAGAAGAACAAGAAGAAGUCCAAAUGUGCCAUUGUAUAGGAUUGCUUCCAUG